AUGAAAGACCUUAAUUAUUUUUGGGAAAUCUCAGGUUUAAAAAUUAACUACAGUAAAACCCAGGUUGUAUGGAUUGGCAGUAUGAAAUACAGUCAGAAUGAACUUUGUACUAGCUUAAACUUAUCAUGGGGUAAACAUAAUUUUUCGUACCUUGGAAUAGACUUUGAUGUAGAUUUAUCAAAGAUGAUACGAUUAAAUUAUGAUAAAAAAAUAUUGGAGAUUGAAUCUCUUUUAAAGCAAUGGAGCAAGAGAAACUUAACUCCAAUUGGGCGUAUUACAGUGGUUAAAACAUUGGCAUUACCAAAGCUAAUCCAUCUGUUUUCAUCAUUGCCAAAUCCAGACUCUAGAUUUAUUAAAAAACUUGAUAACUUGUUUUAUAGUUUUGUUUGGCAAAAACCAGUUGGUAAAGUUAAGAGAGAAACAUUAGUUAAAGAUUAUUUUGAAGGGGGUCUAAAAAUGAUUUGUUUGAAACCUUUCAUAAAAUCACAAAAAUGUACAUGGGUUAGAAGAUUGAUCAAUAAUAAAAAAUUACAGGACACUCUUGCUUUCUAUGGGAUUGAUUCUGACUUAUUAGAAAAUACAGGUGCCAAAAACAUAGAAAAAAGUAUGAAUGUAUGCACAAAUCCAUUUUGGAAAGAUGUUUUGAGUGCCUGGAAAGAAAUUGUUUCAUUAAAUAUUGAAUAUACAUGGGAAUAUUUUUUGAAUAUGCCUUUAUGGUUUAAUGAGAAAAUUGAAAUAGAAAAUGAUGUUGUUUUCUACAAAGACUGGUAUGACAAAGGUGUACACAUUGUAAAUGAUUUAUUAGAUGAAGCCGGAGAAUUUUUUUCUCUGACUGAAUUCCAGAAGGUGUAUCAAAUACGUACAGAUUUUCUGAAAUAUUAUGGCUUAAUAAAAUGUGUUAAACAGUAUUCACAACAGUUUGGUAAAAAUGCUACAUCGCCAAUUAAGAAUUGUUACCCAAGCAUUCCUAAUAAUAUCAAGAUUUUUUUUAAACAUAAAAAAGGUUCCAAAGAUAUGUACCUCAUAUUGAGAAAAAAUCUUACGGAACCAACAAAUAAAAUGAAAAUUAUGGAAAAGUUUGGUGUCACUAAUGAUGAAAUGAAACUCAUUUAUACACUUCCAUUUAAAACUACUACAAAUAGUAGAGCACAGUGGUUUCAAUACAGGAUAAACCACUUAGUUUUGACUACUAAUUAUUUUCUGGAAAAAAUAAAACUUGUACAAAGCCCUCUUUGUACUUUUUGUAAUAUACAACCAGAAACCAUUAUACACUUAUUGUGGGAAUGUGAAGAAGUACAAAUUUUGUUAGAAAAUUUUGAUACAUGGACUUCAUCUACAGCACACAUAACACUUAACUAUAAUUGUAAGACUUUUGUAUUUGGUAUUUUUGAUGUUAGAAACUGUAUUGUACAAAAUAAGAUAUUGCUCUGUAUUAAGUAUUAUAUUUAUUCAAGUCGAUGUUUGAAAAAAGUUCUAUCACUUCAGGCACUCAAGCAUAAGUUAAAUGAUCUGUAUUGUACUGAAAAAAAUGUAGCUAUUUCCAAACAAAACCAAGAACAGUUUGAGAAAGAAUGGAAUAGCUGGCACUUUCUGUGUUUAUACUGA
This is a messenger RNA of Mytilus trossulus (common blue mussel), 1605 nucleotides long. RefSeq lists its product as uncharacterized. Bases 1 to 1605 code for a protein of 534 amino acids. The record is from RefSeq and is a predicted model, not a curated record. Lineage: Eukaryota; Metazoa; Mollusca; Bivalvia; Mytilida; Mytilidae. The transcript has a single exon.